Echinostoma caproni is the source of this 747-nucleotide messenger RNA. The record is from the annotation of a GenBank genome assembly. NCBI's taxonomy places the organism in Eukaryota, Metazoa, Platyhelminthes, Trematoda, Plagiorchiida, Echinostomatidae.
AUGAUUCUGAUUACUCCUCGGAACUUCCUCGUGAAGGAAAUUGUGAAAAAUGUGUUUGUGCUCAUUUUAGACUUCCAUCGACGAUUUGCCGGAAAUGUGUUUUUCGGCCCGGAUUUUCCACAAACCAUUUCUGACCUUGAUCAACCAUUGGCACCAUCGAAAAACAUGAAUUCUUCAACUGGUCACUUACGUUCCACCACACGCGGUUUGGUCACUGUGCAGUUCCGUCUGCACGCACCGCAUUCGGCCUCCAGCAGUUCUUCGUGUCUAUCCACACCAAACAGUUCUGUGCUGUUCCACUCCCCACAUUCACGCAUGACACCGAUAGCCCCGAAAUCUCCCGCACUAUCACAGACCACAUUUUUGCCUACACCUGUCGUAGAUCCGACUCUGAUGAUGGCUAGCCGAUUCACUCCGUCCAAGUCGGUGGUUGAAAUGCGGCGAAAGUUGGUGCUCGAUCUGUUCAAACAACACGGUCUUUUCCCCUCGAUUACCACUACCAUUGAAUUCCAACAGCGGCAUGCGAACUAUUUUCCCAAUCGCCAAACAUUGCAACUAAAAAUUCGGGAAGUUCGUCAACGAAUCAUGCAAUCGACCGGGUCUGGUGAACAAAAGUCCACGUGUAAUAUACUUUCUCCCAGUUGCUCUCGUGAUGCUACUUUGAAGCUACUGGUCAGUCCCGGACCAGCCGGCGUUGGUUUACACACACUCAUCCUGGACAGCGGGACUCCAAUAGGACCCGGUUGA